Messenger RNA from Solanum verrucosum, 1428 nucleotides. Its product is annotated as hydroxyproline O-galactosyltransferase HPGT3. The transcript is spliced from 12 exons. The record is from RefSeq and is a predicted model, not a curated record. Gene Ontology annotation, cellular component: Golgi membrane. Lineage: Eukaryota; Viridiplantae; Streptophyta; Magnoliopsida; Solanales; Solanaceae. Bases 70 to 1137 code for a protein of 355 amino acids. Gene Ontology annotation, molecular function: hexosyltransferase activity.
CCAUAUUUACUUUGUGAAUCGAGGAAUGCUCUCAUUCCAAAUUUGAUCUCUUGUCCAGUUAGGGAAAACAUGGAGAGCAUCUUGCCGACGACAUCGUUCUCUUCUUCUUCUUCUUCGUCAAAAUCAGAUAGGCGAUCAAAAUCAAAAUCUACUCAAACAUCAUCUAAACCUUCACUUGUAAUGGCGUUAAUUUCCUGCUUCGCUUGGUUAUAUGUCGCCGGAAGGUUAUGGCAAGAUGCAGAGAACAGAGUGUUAUUAGCUACUCUUUUCAAGAAGAAUUCACAGCAGAGACCAAAGAUGCUGACAGUGGAAGACAAGCUAAUGGUUUUAGGAUGCAAGGACCUGGAGAGGAGAAUAGUUGAAGUUGAAAUGGAAUUAACAGUGGCUAAGAGUCAAGGUUACCUCCAGAAUCAGUUGAAACAGAGUGGUUCGUCUUCAGGCAAACAACUUCUGGCUGUUAUAGGAAUUUAUACGGGAUUUGGAGGUCGAUUGAGGAGAAAUGUGAUCAGAGGGUCUUGGUUUCCAAAUGUUGAUGCUUUGUCAAAACUUGAAGAAAGAGGAGUGGUCGUGCGAUUUGUUAUUGGUCGGAGUCCCAACCGAGGUGAUAGCUUGGACCGCAAUAUUAACGAGGAAAAUCGGGCGACAAAAGAUUUCUUGAUUCUAGGAAGUCAUGAGGAAGCUCACGAGGAACUGCCCAAAAAGGCUAAAUAUUUCUUUAGCUCAGCAAUACAAACUUGGGAUGCAGAGUUUUAUGUGAAAGUUGAUGACAACAUUGAUGUUGACCUUGAUGGGUUGAUUGAGCUCCUCCAAAAGCGUCAUGGUCAAGAUAGUUCUUACAUUGGAUGCAUGAAAUCUGGAGAAGUAGUUUCGGAAGAGGGAAAGUCAUGGUACGAGCCAGAAUGGUGGAAAUUUGGAGAUGAGAAGUCGUACUUCCGACAUGCUGCCGGUUCAGUUCUGGUGCUUUCUAAAAAUUUGGCUCAGUAUAUUAACAUAAACAGUGCUUCAUUGAAGAGCUAUGCACACGAGGAUAUAUCUAUUGGAUCAUGGAUGAUGGGUCUUCAGACAACUUACACAGAUGACAGCCGCCUAUGCUGUAGCACCACCACCAGCCAAGACAAGGUGUGCUCAUUGGCUUGAACAGGAAUGAUGUUAUUCCAUUCCAUCUUGCUGGGUGACAACUUUCCAUUUGUUUCUAUUGGAGCAUUCCAUGAUUCGAAAUGGAAACAUGCUGUUUCUGGCUCAGGUAGUAUUGACAUUCUUGCUGACGUAAUUCAGCUAUUAUAUACAUGGAGUGGGCAAAAUCCUUUACAGGAUAUGUACACUACUAUUGGACUAGAGAGUGUAAAUCUUGGAGAACUUCAGUUUCUUAAAGAUGGAAAUAGUUGUUGAUGAAGUGAUUAAAUUAGUGGAACAUGAUUUUGUCCUUGC